Molecule: messenger RNA, 4568 nt
Organism: Alosa alosa (allis shad)
Lineage: Eukaryota; Metazoa; Chordata; Actinopteri; Clupeiformes; Clupeidae
Gene: dcc
Product: DCC netrin 1 receptor
Biological process (GO): cell-cell adhesion
Cellular component (GO): membrane
Molecular function (GO): protein binding
Source: RefSeq, a predicted model, not a curated record
ACCAGUGGACAGCUCCCGUGCCGACUGAAUCCCGCACUACCGUCUGCAAGCCUGCACAGCAUUUCCCCCUGCCUUACGCUUGGAGCUUUUGCAAAGAUGGAAAACCAGCGUGUUUGUAGUUUGUAGUUGAUUCCCAUCUUGGAAACUACCGGGCUGUUUACCUUUUCUCCUGUAAACUUCGGCUGUUUUGGUGAUCCUAUUCCAUUCUCUCGGAGCUCAUGAAUUGAAUUUUACGGAGUGAGAGUCGGGGUUUCUAUGAUUUUGGGACAGGCGCUCUAUCGCUGAAGCUAAACCAUGGAGAGGGCCGUUGGAUGUACUGGUCUGAAAAGACUUUUAUCAGUUACGAUCUGGUUUUUCUUUAUCGGUGGCAGCAGCAGAACAUUCGGUGGGGAGGUGACGCGGGGAUUCGUGGAGCUGCGCUUCGUGCUGGAGCCGCUGGACACGGUGACGGUGCGGGGAGGUGUGCUGCAGCUGGACUGCGAGGCACAGUCGGAGGGCGGCGUGCCGGCCAUCGCCUGGAAAAAGGACGGCGUGCUGCUCAGCGCCAUGGUGGACGAGCGGCGGCAGCAGCUGGCCAAUGGCUCGCUGCUCGUCCACAACGUGGUGCACUCGCGCCACCACCGGCCUGACGAGGGCCUCUACCAGUGCCUGGCCACGCGGGAGGGCGUGGGCGCCAUCGUCAGCCGCACCGCCAAAGUCACUGUGGCCGGUCCGCUGAGGGUGGUGGUGCCCACGGAGUCGGUGUCUGCCCACCUGGGCGACACAGCGCUACUACGCUGCGAGGUGACGGGCGAGCCCAUGCCCGUGGUGCGCUGGCAGAAGAACCGCGAGGACAUGCACACCGCCACGGCCGCCGCUGGCGCCAGCGCGGACGUCCGCGUGGUGGUGCUGCCCUCGGGCGCGCUGCAGGUCAGCCAGGUGCAGCCGCCCGACUCGGCCACCUACCGCUGCCUGGCCGAGAACCCGGGCAGCGCCCGCACGGGCACCGACGCCGACCUGCGCGUCCUGCCAGAACCAGGCGUGGCGCGGAGCCUGGAGUUCCUGCAGCGGCCAGUGAAGGUGACGGCUCUGCAGGGGAGGGAGGCCGUGCUGGAGUGCUCCGCCACCGGGUACCCCAACCCCUCCUUCUACUGGAUGAAGGGCGAAGAGAUGAUCCAGAGCAGAUCUAAGAAGUAUUCCCUGCUGGGCGGCAGCAACCUGCUCAUCAGCAGCGUCAGCGACGACGACGCCGGCACCUACAGCUGUGUGGCGCACAACGUCAACGAGAACAUCACGGCCUCCUGCGAGCUGACCGUGUUCGUGCCUCCGCAGUUCCUAAACUACCCAGCGAACAUGUACGCUUACGAGAGCACGGACAUCGAGAUGGAAUGUGCCGUGACAGGGAACCCACAGCCCAAGGUGCACUGGGUAAAGAACGGAGAGGUCGUCAUCCCCAGCGACUACUUCCAGAUCGUGGAGGGCAGUAACCUCCAGAUCCUGGGCCUGGUGAGGUCAGACGAGGGCUACUACCAGUGCGUGGCGGAGAACGAGGCGGGCAACGCCCAGGCCACCGCCCAGCUCAUCCUUCAGGAGCCCGUUGUCCCGAGCUCAGGCGCCCUCCCCUCCGCUCCCCGUGACGUGGUCCCUGUCCUAGUGUCCAGCCGCUCUGUGCGCCUCAGCUGGCGCCCCCCAAUGGAGGCCCGCGGAAACGUCCAUACCUAUGGCGUCUACUAUUCGCAGGAGGGGAUCAACAGGUAUGUGAUGCAAGUUCCUGGUCCAGUGCAGAACCUGCGUGCCCAGGCUACAUCCCCCUCCUCCAUCGAGGCAUUCUGGGACCCCCCAGCUUACACCAAUGGACCCAUCCAGGGCUACAGGCUGCUCUGGACAGAGAACUCUUCUGGAAAGGAGCAGAGUAUUGAUGUGAUCGCGCAAACCUACAAGAUGGAGGGUCUGAAGAAGUUCACGGAGUACUCUCUGCACGUUCUGGCCCUUAACCGCUUCGGGCCAGGUGUCAACUCAGAUGACGUAGCCGUCACCACCCUUUCUGAUGUACCGAGCGCUGCCCCUCAGAACAUCUCCCUUGAAGUUGUGUACUCCAGGAGCAUCAAAGUCAGCUGGAUGCCUCCGCAAACUGCCAUGCAAAAUGGCUUCAUCACUGGCUACAAGAUCCGGCAGAGGAAGACAGGUCGGCGUGGCGACCAGGAAGCCAUCGAGCCCAACAACCUGUGGUACUUAUUCACAGGGCUGGAGAAAGGGAGCCAGUAUAGCUUCCAAGUGGCGGCGAUGACUGCCAAUGGUACUGGCCCAUACACCGAGUGGAACAUGGCCGAGACACCGGAAAACGACCUUGACGAGACCCAAGUUCCCAACCAGCCCAGCUCACUGCACGUGCGGCCCCUGCCCAACAGCAUCAUCAUGAGCUGGACGCCCCCCCUCAACCCCAACAUUCUGGUCCGGGGCUACAUCAUUGGCUAUGGCGUGGGCAGCCCAUAUGCCGAGACGGUCCGUGUGGACAGCAAGCAGCGGUACUACUCCAUUGAAAACCUGGAGCCCAGCUCCCACUACGUGAUCUCACUGAAGGCCUUCAACAACGCCGGGGAAGGGGUGCCGCUGUACGAGAGCGCUGUGACCCGGUCCAUGUCGGACCCCUCAGACCCAUCGGACGAUGACCUGUUCCAUCUGUUUGAUAAAUACCCUACUCCCAUCCCAGAUACCUCCACCCCCAUGAUCCCCCCAGUAGGUGUCCAGGCCGUAGCCCUCACCUCGGACUCGGUGCGGGUCAGCUGGGCCGACAACUCCAUGUCCAAGAACCAGAAGGCCUCCGAGGUCCGUUACUACUCGGUGAAAUGGAAGACAAGCCACUCCACCAGUGGCAAGUUCAAGUCUGCAGACACCACAGCCCUAAGUCACACGGUCACUGGCCUGAAGCCCAACACCAUGUAUGAGUUCGCUGUCAGGGUCACCAAAGGUCACAAGUCCAGCACGUGGAGUAUGACAGCACACGCCACCACCUAUGAAGCAGCACCCAGCUCCGCGCCCAAGGACCUGACGGUCAUCAGCCGCGAGGGAAGGCCGCGGACGAUGCUCAUCAGCUGGCAGCCGCCCAUGGAGGCCAACGGCAGGAUCAUCGGCUACCUGCUGUAUUAUACACUGGAUAAGAACAUGCCCAUUGACGAAUGGGUGAUGGAGUCCAUCCAGGGGGACAGGCUCACCCACCAGGUCAUGGACCUCAAUCUGGACACCGUCUACUACUUCCGCAUACAGGCCAAGAACGCCAAGGGUGUGGGGCCCCUCUCCGACCCCGUCCACUUCAGGACCUCCAAAGUUGAGCACCCAGACAAAAUGGCCAACGACCAAGGUCGCCAUGGAGACAGCAGCUACUGGCCCUCUGACAACAACCUCAUCGACAGAAGCAGCCUAAAUGAACCUCCCAUUGGUCAGAUGAGACCCCCCCACGGCUCGGUGACCCCCCAGAAGAACAGCAACCUGUUGGUGAUCAUUGUGGUGUCCGUGGGCGCAGUCACCAUCGUGGUGGUGGUCAUUGUGGCCCUCAUCUGCACACGUCGCUCUUCGGCUCAACAGAGAAAGAAGCGGGCCACCCACAGCGCAGGCAAGCGGAAAGGCAGCCAGAAGGACCUGCGGCCGCCCGACCUGUGGAUCCACCACGAGGAGAUGGAGCUGAAGAACAUGGAGAAGCCAUCCAGUUCGGCGCCAUCGGGCCACGAGUCGCCCAUGCAUAGCGUCCAGGAGAUCGCCCCCGUCAGUGUUAGCCACAGCCAAUCAGAGAGCCAGAUGGGCAGCAAGAGCAGCCAUUCAGGAGCGGAUGCGGAUGAGGUGUCCAGCAGCAUGUCCACUCUAGAGCGCUCCCUGGCUGCCAGGAGGGCCACGCGCACCAAGAUGAUGAUCCCCAUGGACUCGCAGCCCAGCAACACACCGGUGGUGAGUGCCAUCCCCGUGCCCACGCUGGAGAGCAGCCAGUACCCGGGCAUCCUGCCCUCGCCCACCUGUGGCUACACCCACUCCAAGUUCGCCCUGAGGCCCAUGCCCUUCUCCACCCUGACCGUGGACAGGGGCUACGCCACAACCAUAUCCACAGAGGGCCCGACGCCCAUUGCGAGCCAGCAGCAGACGAUGAUCCCCGUCGGGCGGAAGUCGGCACGGGUCGAAGAGGAGCUUCCAGCCGUUUCCCCACCGCUCUUCCCCGCCUGCGCCCGGCCCACCCACCUCCCCUUCACCAACCCCCUCCUGCCCCCGCCCAUGGGCACCAUCGACCCCAAGGUCUACACGCCCAUGAUGCCCCAGUCAAGUGCCAGCCUUCCAAAGGCCCAGGUAAAGACAGCCUCCCUAGGACAAGCGGGCAAAGCCAGAUCACCUCUCCUCCCUGUGUCUGUGCCAAUGGCCCCAGAGGUGGGCGAAGAGGGCCAGAAACCCCCUGAGGAUCCAGCAAGUGUUUACGAGCAGGACGACUUGAGCGAACAGAUGGCCAGCCUGGAGGGCCUGAUGAAGCAGCUGAACGCCAUCACCGGCUCAGCGUUUUAAUGGCGGAGCGGCGCCGUCACGUGACGUGACAUGACGGACCGGCACGCGUU